UCUUAUUAAAAAAGAAAUAGUUAUAAGAAUUGGAUUGGGUAUGCGAGAAACGUGCAGGUCAACUCACAUACACAAAGACAAGAGGCUUGAUUUGUGCAGACUGAGAAAUUCAGUGGAAACCAGUAAAGAAGAUAGCGACACACCUCCCCACUCACUCAAUUUUGCGGCUCCACUCUCUUCUCUCUCUCUCUCUUCUCUUUCUCUCUCUACCGAUCGAUCGAUGAUUUCAACAGCACCACCACCACUAUCUUCGUCGCUUCUCUCAAUCGGACCUUUUGACUGCUUUAGAUGUCAUGUUGAACCAAUUAUCUGCUCAACGUCAUAUGGAUUCUCCAACAGUUCGAUAAAGCCACCUUUUGGGCUUCAAACAGUUUCUCCAGGCUUGAGUUUCAGGAGUGCGAACACUUUCUUCGGAAGCACACGUUCCCACUUGUUGCCUCAAAUGCAUGGUAUUUGCAUUUCAGUCCCCGUAGCUGCUGAUUAUUCAGAUUCAGUCCCCGACUCUUCUAGUUUCUCUAAUUGCAACAGCUAUCACCCACUUGAAGAAUUGAGAGAUCAUGGCCGCGUUCGUGAUACAAUGCCUACAUCUGCUGAGAUAGCAAGAACUGCCGUAGAGGCUAACAACAAGGCCUUACUGAUAUUCCCUAGCAUUGUGCACUGUGAGCCACAUGAACAAAUCUCGUGGGCUGAAUUUGAGUAUGUUAUUGAUGACUUUGGAGAUAUAUUUUUUGAGGUUCAUGACAGUCGUAACAUCUUGCAAGAUCACGGAGCAAGUAAUCCUGUGUCCGCUUUGAUUGGGAUGGAUAUAUCUCACUACGAGAGUAGAAAGAUAGAUCUUUACGAUGACAGCAUUUCGGACGUCGACUCUGGCGAAGAUAUUUUUCUUGCCGAUGACUAUUUUGAAGUCGAGAAUUCUAGCGAAACGGACAUUGGGGUAGAUUGGGGAAUGUCUGAAAGUUCCAAUUCGACUCAUCCACUUUACUUCGCCAAGUGCUUGACAAAGGCAAUUGAUGUGGAACAUGCUAAAGUGAUGGGUAAUCCAUCAAACGGUGUUGUUAUCUGGGGGUUCCUCAAGCCUACAUUUAUAGACGAAGAGAUUUAUCUCCAACGGCUUUUUAACGAUGACGAGGAGACUGAUAGCUACACCUCCGACUGCAAAGAUGGAGAUAUCGAGAGCUCUAAUUUGAGUGAUUAUGGAAGCUUUGGUAGAUCAACUAUUUAUAGAUUGGAAAUCACAAAAAUCGAGCUAUUCUCGGUCUAUGGUGUUCAGUCAGUGGUUGAUGUAUUGGAUUUUCAAUAUGCUGAACCGGAUGUUCUUGUGCAUUAUGUUCCAUCAAUUCUAGAGCGCUUUGGCGAGAUGGGAACGAGGUGCAACUGUGCUCUUAAGGCUCUCUGCAAAAAGAAAGGAUUCCAUGUCGAGGGAGCACGUUUAAUUGGAGUUGACAGUCUUGGCAUGGAUGUUAGGGUUUCUUCUGGAACAGAAGUACGGACACAUCGUUUUUCUUUCAAAGUCCAGGUGAAAUCAGAGUGUGCUGCAGACAAACAAAUCCAACAACUCUUGUUUCCAAGGUCAAGGCGGAAAAAGUUAAGGACUCUUGAUCGACAUUCUGACAUUGACUCAUUUUGAUACGAAUUUAUUCUCUAUAGGUUGGAAUAAAAGUAUACCCCAAAGUGUUGGGUUUAAGAUCUCCUAACUCGCCUUUGCUCCCAUAUUCCCAUCCCGUUCCCAAUUUUGCAACACAAAAUCUAACUCACAUAUUUUUACGUGAUUUGUACAUACUAAAAUAGUUUUGUUAUUUCAUAAUUUAGUUUACUAAUAAUAUUAUGGGUACAUUUGAUA
Messenger RNA from Erythranthe guttata (spotted monkey flower), 1840 nucleotides. RefSeq names its product Pentatricopeptide repeat (PPR) superfamily protein. NCBI's taxonomy places the organism in Eukaryota, Viridiplantae, Streptophyta, Magnoliopsida, Lamiales, Phrymaceae. The record is from RefSeq and is a predicted model, not a curated record.